AUGGCAACCACUAUUCACGAAACACCAGAGUGGGAAACUCCAACACCGAAACAAUCUUUUCUCAGCAAACAUAAUCCCUUUUCAAAACCAAAAUCGAUACUUCCCACCACGAAAGAGGGUUCUUCGCAAUCAUUGGGUCAUGCUGCUGCGAUAGGAACCUUCGGAAAGCCUACAUUAAUUGAGAGAUUCAAUCGUGUAUUGCCUGGAAAUCGCACAUACUUUGGAAGGAGUCGCAAAGUAUUUUUGUUGAUUGUAGGAGGAAUAAUCGUAUUAUUACUUGUGUUGAUUCUUGGAUUGGGGCUUGGUCUUGGGCUGAAGCAUUCAUCGUCGAAAGCACUACCCCUUCCUUCACACGGUGGAGUAUUCACAGGAGAUCUCACAUACUAUGCACCAGGUCUCGGCGCAUGCGGGAUUACAUCCUCAUCUACUGAAUCCAUUUGCGCCGUAUCCCACAUCAUCUUUGAUGCCGCUUCAACCAGUUCAAACCCCAAUGCCAAUCCUCUCUGCGGAAAAAAGAUCAGGAUAACUCGACAGAAAGAUUCGGGCACAGGGAAUAAUACAGUCGAUGUAACGGUUGUAGAUAGAUGUGUUGGAUGCAAGGCCGAAGAUUUGGAUUUAAGCAUAACGGUUUUCGAAAAGUUGGCAUUAGAAUCACAGGGUAGAGUUACUGGAAGCUGGGCCUGGUUACAGUGA
Sclerotinia sclerotiorum 1980 UF-70 is the source of this 693-nucleotide messenger RNA. RefSeq lists its product as hypothetical. The coding region runs from base 1 to 693 and encodes 230 amino acids. Lineage: Eukaryota; Fungi; Ascomycota; Leotiomycetes; Helotiales; Sclerotiniaceae. The transcript is spliced from 2 exons. The record is from RefSeq and is a predicted model, not a curated record.